Lymnaea stagnalis (great pond snail) is the source of this 327-nucleotide messenger RNA. The record is from the annotation of a GenBank genome assembly. NCBI's taxonomy places the organism in Eukaryota, Metazoa, Mollusca, Gastropoda, Lymnaeidae.
GUUCUCAUUGGACUUCAGCGAACUAAGAACGACUUGGCCAAACGAUUUCGAUGGGUGAACGACUUGCCGGUGAGCGUGACUAAGUGGGCCAGCCACUGCCCCAAAGGAGGAUACGUCAAUGGAUGCGGGGCUUGGUAUUUUUACGACCGUAACUACAGCGAACCCGCGCAGGAGGAGAGGUCUUCUGGCUGGGUGGACAUAGGUUGUGGUCAGAAGUUGCUCGGAUUAAUCCUGUGCGAAUCGCCGGGUAAGCCGCAGGUCGAAGAGAACAGCAUAGCCUCAAUAAAACCUGCCAGUAUCGAUGUCGUGACUUCAACAUUAGCCAGA